Lingula anatina is the source of this 1435-nucleotide messenger RNA. Its product is annotated as contactin-associated protein-like 2. The record is from RefSeq and is a predicted model, not a curated record. NCBI's taxonomy places the organism in Eukaryota, Metazoa, Brachiopoda, Lingulata, Lingulida, Lingulidae.
UGUGACGCUGCGGCUUACUUCUCGCUUUUUGCAACCAACUACACCAAUGAUACUAAAAUGUCUACGUUGCAAAUAAGAAAGAAAGACUAGAGAAAUACGUUUUGUGAAAUAAUCCGCAAACAGAAAAUGCAACUGCAUAUAAACUAUUACGUUUUACUAAUUUCACUCUGCCUUGCAUUUUAUCCGGAUCACGGAGUUGCGGUUGCAGAUGCAACAUACUGGCGAAAACCUGGCGUUAGACUGGUGAACGGCGCUGGUGGCGGGAAACAGCACAAAGUGCACACUGUGGGGGGUUGCACUCUCCUCUGCCUUGGCCUCACGCCUGCCUCCUGUAGAUCCGUGAACUACCACAGCGGGAGCAAGACGUGUGAAGUGAACGACAAGGCUGACGGCGAUUUUGAUGGUGUAGGUCUCGUUGCGGACGAUGCCUGGGACUAUCUAUAUACUGAACUGGCCCCACUAGCUUCAUGUUCAGCAUGGCAACAGAUUAGCAGCACGAGCGGCAUAUAUCCAGUUGAUCCAGACGGCGCCGGGGCUGUGAGCGUCUUCAAUGUGCAUUGUAAUAUGUCCUCGUCUCCAGCCACGGCGAUUUUCCACCACGAUCAGGAGUCAAGGACACAUGUUGACGGCUAUAAAGACCCUCAGUCCUACUCCAUUUCACUGUCAUAUGGACAAAGCAUGGAGCAAAUAGCUGCGUAUCUGGACAGGGACGGAAUCAAUUGUUCCCAGUACAUGAAAUACGAAUGCAAGGGCUCCGUCAUCUUGAAAAGUGAUACUAUCUACAGUGCAUGGUAUGACCGGCGUGGACAGCAGGCGCCAUUUUGGGCUGGAGGAGAUCCCAGCGGCGCCAUGGGCAACUGCGCGUGCUCACGAGAUGCAACUUGUGAAGAUGCAGACAUGAACUGCAACUGCGACAUAGAGGACAACGAGUGGCGAUCAGACGAGGGCGUUAUCACCGAGUCCAGUUACUUACCGAUAACCAGGGUCACGUUUGGGGACACAGGUGGAUCUGAAGAGGGCUACCACACCAUCGGCCCUCUGGUCUGCGAAGGAUAAUUGGGAUAUAAGAGAAAAGACAUUGUGAUAAGACAGCCACUUGAAGGGAUGUCUCUUCAGUAGGUUCAAUAUAGUGUAGAAUUGGAAAAGAAAAGAAUUGGAAAACUUAUGACCACGAUCGUCUGAUAAGUCGAAAGGAAUAACUGGCAACGUAAUGUUUUCCCCGACGAUAAGUUGUUGUCUGUCAUUUUCUGAACUCCCUGUGUGUAAGCCACUGAGUGAAUUGAUGAGUGGUGGAUUAAUAUUCAUUCGAAAUCAAUAUUUAGAAUAGAAUAUGUCUCCUAAUCGUUUAUACGUACUUUUCGAGCAUUGUUAUUUAUUUCAAAUGUGCAUUGACAAUGCCCUCGCCUACCGGUUGAUAAAGGGCGCCAGCCUGACG